GCGGGCGGAGUGUGUGUGUGUGUUUCACUUUCUGUUCCUUGAAAAUGUCGGUUGAAGUGUAAGUGCACUGGACACCUGCGGACGAGAAAAUAAAAAGGAAGCUGAGGACAGAUGUACAAGAUGGAGGGAGAAGGUCGAACUGUGAUUGUGUGUGGCGUGCCAACUGACAUUGAGGAGAAACGACUGACAGACAAGCUCUGGAUCCACUUCCUGAGGAAAAGGCACGGAGGAGGGGAGAUCUCUUCCAUCACUCUGCCCAAGUCUGUGACAGGCUGUGCCCUCAUCACUUUUGAACACAGUGAAGUGGCUCAGAGAGUGAUCCAAUAUGGGAAGCACAUUUUAUCGGUGGAUGACAAGAAGUUUGAACUUACUGUGAGUUUGUUCUGCAAAGAAGUGGACCCAGAUGAGGUCUUCCUGUGCAUUGCAGUGACAGUAGACUAUAGUCGACUGCCCCUGGGUAAGGUGGCUAUUUCCAGCUUGAAGCAGUGCUUCCCUGAUGUACACUUCAGCUUCAUGGCGCGGGAAGAACUCUGUGACAUAAAGGGCCGCUACUCUGAGGUCCAGGCUCUGAUCAGCCAUCUUCUGAACCUGAUUGAUCCACAGGCCUCUGCAGCCACCCGUCAGCCAGAAGGCACAGAAGACAGAGUGGAUGCCCUUUCACUAAGAGAGAAAAGCAGUUCUGCCAUAGAGCCAGUUUACCAUUCCAAGAGCAAUGAGAGACAGAUAGACACUGAGUAUGCAGGACAAGCUUUAACAGAGAAAAGCAGUUCUGCCAUAGAGCCAGUUUACCAUUCCAAGAGCAGUGAGCGACAGAUAGACACUGAGUAUGCAGGACAAGCUUUAACAGAGAAAAGCAGUUCUGCCAUAGAGCCAGUUUACCAUUCCAAGAGCAGUGAGAGACAGAUAGACACUGAGUAUGCAGGACAAGCUUUAACACAGGAUCUGAAAAGUUUGGGGAACUCUGAAAGGAGUCACUACUCUGACCAUGCACUGGAGUACAACAGAGAAGAAGAAGAUGGUGCAGACUCCCUGUUGCAAGAGGCUCCACUGGAGGAAUAUUUCCUGGUCAUGGACUCAGACAUUUACCGAUACCUACAGAAGCACUGUAGAGAGCACUACCAGCACAUCUUGAACCAACACAGGGUAGAAGCAGUGGACCUCUGCACCCAGGAUAUCACCACUGUCUACCUACAGGCAAAACCAGGGUAUCCAGAGCAGGAGGUGAAGCGAGUGCAGAGAGUACACGAGGAACUGGGAUGGUUAUACCAACUGAAAGAGGCCCAGCUACGGAAAGAGCAGCUACCUAAGGAAGGCAUCACCACAGAGGGUCUCCAGCAGGCCUUUAAGGCCUUGCAGCAGAGACUGCCAAAAAUACUGCUCAGUGAUGACAUGGUGAACAUCUACAUUGUUGGAAGUGGCAGUGAUGUCUCUGAGGCUAAGCAGUUCCUCUUGGAUAUGCAAGGUACAGAGGGUGGAUCCACACUGGAAAGAGCUGGCUACACCAGGCCUUUAGUUGCAAAUGAGAGUGACUCCCUGUUUCUGCAUUCUACAUCAGAUUUCAGUACAACUGAUACAGUGCAUAAGCCACAUAGAAAACAUAAAAUGGAAGCAGGCAAGGAGUACAAGAUAGCUGCUAAGUUCAUGGAAGCAGGGAGUAAGACCACUGGGAAUAAUGAAAUUGGAUAUGGCAUGGGAGACACGACAGAACCUGGGGAUAAACAGAAAGACUUAUUAUUUGCAACAUCCAAGAAGAAAUUAGACAGUGGUUACAAGCUGGGCAGUGGGCCAGUGUUCGGGUCGGGGAGUCUUGGUGUUAGGGAAAACAGUCUGUGGGACAACCAAGGACAAAAUCAGACUGAGAAUGACUUGCUCUUUGGAAGGUCUGGCCCUCAUUACACCACCUCCAAGGAAGGCAAACACCUAUCAAACAUGGUACCUACAAGUGCUGUACUGCCUAAUAAACCUAUGCAGUUUAGUAACAUGCAGGGCACUGUGCAACACAUGGACUUGUUUGGAAACAAAGUGGCCCAGACUGUUGAGAUCCCAUCAUCAGGGCUAACAACUCAAUCCAAGCUGAGACGGGUUAACAGCUUCUCUGGCCAGGGCAGGGCCACACAGGAUUUGAAGGAUAGCACCACUCCUGUAGGCAGUCAAGGGAAGACAAACAGAGUUAGAACCAGCAGCUUCAGCAAUAGUGUAGCUGACACACUGGAAAUCUAUAGUGUGGAGGUGGUGGUUCGUCUAACUGUUUGGUUGUACAUGAAGGACUGCUACAAAACUCACAUAGAGAACCUGACUACUGGCUUAAAUGUGAAGGAAUGCAAAUCAGGAAGUACCAUUACUAUCUGCCUCAAGGGGGCAGACUCAUCAAGAGUAGAUCUCUGCCAGCAGGCGCUACGAAAUCUGAUUGCCAAAGUCACGACAGACUUUUGUACAGAAGAGUUGUCACUGGCAACGUUGGGAGUGACUAACCCUAAGGAUGAAACCCUAGAGCUGAGUUGCAUAGAGUUGCAGAAUAAGUUUGAGAAGAUAAUGAUUUUGCGAAUGAGUAAGAGUGUUUUCAUCAUGGGGCCUGAUCAGCUGUGUGGGCAGGUUGUUACAAAACUGAUGGAGAUCUUCUGCAAUGGUCUACAGAGAAAGAAGGAGAUGGGGGAAAGCCUAGAUGGCUCCUGUCUCUUACUUGAAAACAUACCACAGAUGCCAACAUAUAAUAUGAACGACCCAGAGACUGCCUCAGGAGGCCACAACCUGCUAAAAGAUGACAUGACCCAAACCUCUGGGCUCAUAUCUGUAGAUAGCCGACAAUAUAGCAGAGACACAAAAAUGGACAGAGAGCUGGAGUCCAAGAGCAGAAGGAAAGACAACCCUCAGGGUAAUUACUCUAGCCAGAAGGAAAAGAAACAUGACAGUAGAGCAAUGAGGGAAGGAGGAAACCAAUCAGUGGAAAAGAAAGAUCCAGUGUUCAAACAUAAGCUGGGGUUGGAGUGGACUAUGAGCAGGGAAAACCUUGAAUCUGACACAUCACUGACCGAACCAACAGUAGCAGGCUGGAGAGUGAAUGUUCCGAAAGACAGUGGACCAACUUCUUUGCCAAAUUUAGCUUAUACCAUUGAGAAGGCGGUAGCACCUAAUAAAGACAGCAACCCAAAACCUCACAACAUUAUCACACAGGAGAGACAUAUUCCCCCAGGCCCCGAUGGAUUAGAGAGCCCAGAGGGAGAAUAUCCCAAAGGCCAGGGUGCCACUGUGUCAGAGGAGAUACCAGGCAAAAACAAGACCCAAGAAGAUGAACUAGCCUGUCUGUGUGGGGGCAGCAGGAGCUCUGUAUCAAGAAUGGCGUGUGGAAAUGCUUACUGCCCCCAGUGUCUAUGUGAGCAUGCCUCCUGUGAGGUCUGCCACAAAGCUGAGGAAGUCAGGGGCAUAAAGGGUACCAUGAGCUUCGGUGAGAUUUUCAUGAACCUUCCUGGGCACAUUAAGGAUACGACUCUAAAGCUCACCUACAACAUUCCUGAUGGCAUUCAAGGGGAAGACCACCCCAACCCUGGAGCUCCUUUCAAAGGGGGCGUCUUUGAAGCUUUCCUGCCACUCAACAAGCAGACAAAGAGGCUGGUGCCACUGCUAAAGAGGGCAUUCAAUGAGGGUCUGACCUUCACUGUCACAGAAGGCCACAAGGGUGGAAGGGUGACCUGGGGAUGCAUCCCACACAAGACUAAGAUGGAUGGAGGGAAGUCUGUGAAUGGUUACCCAGACUCCAGCUAUAUCAGACGCUUGACUGAAGCACUGAAACCCCUUGACACUGAAGAAGAUAGAGAUACUGCAAAAGACAAGAUCAAUAGCUAAAGUCUGUGGCAGUCAGAUUGACCUUGCUCACAAUGUACUGUACAGUUUUAUAUAAUCAUAUAUUUUAUACAUAAAUCAUAAACAUACAUACAUACAUACAUACAUUUUAAUCAUAAAAUAAAUAUGUAUCUUCUUUUCUGACAGUGUCAGUCUUUGCACUUACAAAUGCUAGCAGUCAUUGGUUUGCUUACAUUAAUUUUCAUGUAAUUAUUUUUCCUUUGGCUACAGACAGUUGUAAUGAAUAAUUAUUUGUUAAAAAUAGGAAAAACAUUUUAUACUUGAUUACAAAAUGGUGAUUAAAAUGGUUGUUGUUCUCAUCAUUCUCUUUGGAUCCAUCAGCAACUUGGAUGUCAGUUCAUAGAAAUUGUGGAAAUGUUAGUUAUACUCUUUCUAAUUUUAUGCUAAAUACACGCUCACUGGUUUUGAUUUUGUGUGAUGUCAGUUAUGGGAGGUCUAACUAAUCUCUCACAUAAACAUACAUAUGUACACUUACUAUUUUAUUUUGGGAAAGUUACUAACACCAUGAUAAAACACUCAGCAUUUGAUUAUAUUAAUGUGGGCAAUAAUCAGGUACCUGUAUCAGAUUGUUUUCAAAAUUGCUUAAUAAAAUCAAAUUGUGUUGAAAAUGAACAUUUGGGACAAUUUUGGCAUCGUGACUUACACAACUGGGUUUAUCUUGUCUAAAAGGUAAAUCUUUAAUAAAUGUUUGUACCUAUCUUCUUGUGUUUCUUGUUAUAUAGAAACAAAUGCAAUGUACCUGUACAUCUACACACUAUUCCACUGCUGUAUAAAAACUGAAUUACAGCAGAAAUAAAUCAUAUACUAUUCA
Messenger RNA from Anguilla anguilla (European eel), 4669 nucleotides. RefSeq lists its product as uncharacterized. Bases 112 to 3840 code for a protein of 1242 amino acids. Lineage: Eukaryota; Metazoa; Chordata; Actinopteri; Anguilliformes; Anguillidae. Gene Ontology annotation, molecular function: RNA binding. The transcript is spliced from 6 exons. The record is from RefSeq and is a predicted model, not a curated record. Gene Ontology annotation, biological process: Notch signaling pathway; protein ubiquitination.